AUGCAUUUCAUCGUAACCGGCGGGGCAGGAUUCAUAGGAUCUCACAUGGUCUGUUAUCUCCUAGAUGAGUAUCCUCAUUGCCAUGUUACUUGUAUAGAUCGGCUCAGCUACGCAACAAAGUAUCUGAGCAAAAAUUUGGCAAUGUGGUGCGAUCUGCCCAGAUACAACUUCAAGGAAAUGGAUCUCGCAGAUGGUGCAGACGAGACGAUUUUCAGCGAGUGCAAGGACGAAGAGGAUGUGACGAUACUACAUUUUGCAGCCGAGAGUUGUGUUGACCGGUCAUACAUAGACCCGUUGUUUUUCACGCGAAAUAAUAUCUUUGCAAUGCAAAAUGUUUUGGAGGCAUACCGCAAAAGAGUUGAGGGACAUCCUGAUCGACAGAAGACUCAUUGUAUGGUGCACAUUUCGACUGAUGAAGUCUAUGGAGAGCAGAAGCAUACAGAUACUGUUACAGAAGACUCGCUUCUCUUUCCUUCAAACCCGUACUCUGCUACAAAAGCGGCUUGUGAUUUGAUAUUGCACUCGUACAUAAAGUCCUUCAAUGAUCUACGCAUUUCCAUUAUUCGAUCCAACAAUGUAUAUGGUCCGGGACAGUACCCUGAAAAGCUCAUCUCAAAGACUCUUGAAGCGCUCAAGCAUGUGGAUAGAGACGGGUUCUUGCCGGAAUCCUGGAAGGUUCCUAUACAUGGCACCGGAGACUGCCAGCGAAGUUACCUUCAUGUGAGAGAUUUCGUGGCAGCAGUAAUACUAAUAGAAAGAAACGCGCGAGAUACAGAGGCAUUCGGCCAGAUAUUCAAUGUGGGUGUCAAAGAAGAAAUCAAAAACAGGGAUUUGGUGUAUUCGAUCUGCUCAAUGUACAUGAAACUACGCUUCGAGAAGGAGCAGAUAUCUGAGCAGGAAUUCGUCACUUUUGUCAAAGAUCGUUGUUACAAUGAUGCCAGAUACUCUCUAGACCUCGAGAAAAUUCACAGUCUUGGCUGGGCUCCUCGCAUCACGUUUGAAGAAGGAAUAUCUGAACUCGUUCAGAGCAUUAUACCAUAG
Australozyma saopauloensis is the source of this 1041-nucleotide messenger RNA. It is a transcript of the gene GAL102, whose product is annotated as Gal102p. The coding region runs from base 1 to 1041 and encodes 346 amino acids. Gene Ontology annotation, molecular function: dTDP-glucose 4,6-dehydratase activity. The transcript has a single exon. The record is from RefSeq and is a predicted model, not a curated record. Lineage: Eukaryota; Fungi; Ascomycota; Pichiomycetes; Serinales; Metschnikowiaceae.